Ruditapes philippinarum (Manila clam) is the source of this 1857-nucleotide messenger RNA. RefSeq names its product solute carrier family 22 member 4-like. The record is from RefSeq and is a predicted model, not a curated record. Gene Ontology annotation, molecular function: transmembrane transporter activity. NCBI's taxonomy places the organism in Eukaryota, Metazoa, Mollusca, Bivalvia, Venerida, Veneridae. The transcript has 8 exons. Gene Ontology annotation, biological process: transmembrane transport. The coding region runs from base 301 to 1848 and encodes 515 amino acids. Gene Ontology annotation, cellular component: membrane.
CAUUGCAUUUAGUGCAACGUGGGUAAGCCUAAAAUCACAAAUUGUCACAAUUGUCAUAAUUGUCUUAACAGAAUACAUUUAAAGUUAUUAUUCAAUCGCGAUUAAUAAUAAUAAUAUUUAAAUUUAUCAACGGUUUCAGUGUUUCAGAUCGCACAUGUAUUUUUUAUUUUGAAAAAUACAUUAAUAUUCCAAGGCACCAAGUAAACCUGUUUGCAUAACUAUAUUAAGGAUAGUAUAGAUAACGAUAUGCAAACCUACUGCGAUUGUCUUUUAGAUAGAACAGCGUGAGUAGUAUAAGGUAUGACAUAUAACGUCUUAUUGGAAGAUCUGAUUAACGACCUAGGAGGAUGCGGACUGUAUCAGUGGAUAUUGGCAAGUAUUGUGCACGUUGGCAAAACUAUGGCGACGUGGAGCAUGAUAACUAUGACGUUUGCAGGUCAGAGUCCGGGAUUCUUGUGUGGUAGUGGUCAAUAUGAAACCAAUGAGUCACUGGCUAACAUAUAUAAUGAUAGUAUAGUUGACGUAUGUAGCAGUAAUGGAAGCAGCUGUACGAAUUAUGUGUUCGAAGAUGAUAUGACGACGAUUGUUACAGAGUUUGAUCUCGUCUGUGACAAGAAAUGGAUCCCAGCAACAAUCACAACUAUACAGAUGGCUGGAGUACUUCUUGGAUGCUUAGUUUCAGGACAUCUGGCUGAUAUGAUUGGCAGGAAACCGACAUAUUUCAUUGCUAUUUUGGUUACUGUUGUGUUCAAUAUAGCUGGUUAUUUCUCACCUUCGUGGCAAGUUUACUCUGCCUUGAGAUUUCUCAUUGGUAUAGGCAUCGGUUUCUAUCUUACUGUACAAUACAGUUUUACUAAUGAGUUUGCUUCUGCCAAAUGGCGGCCACCAAUAGUGACUACACCAUCCUGGGCCACUGAAGCCAGUCUUUUUGCCUUGGUAGCGUGGGGAUUACAUGAUUGGAAAAAGAUUCAUCUGGCUAUUGCUUGUGUUGGCACUCCCUUCUUAUUUACAUGGUGGAUAAUGCCAGAAAGCUUCCGCUGGUUGGUUACAAAACAACGGUUCAAAAAAGCACAGACUGUUGUCAAUUUUAUUGCGAAAGUCAACAAGGCAGAUCAGCCAUCACUUGAUAAAAUAUUUGCUGAGGCGAAAAUAAAUACCGAUAAAGACGAUACAAGAAAACAUUACUCCUUUCUGGAUUUAUUCCGGACAAGAGAGAGUACAAAGAUCACAAUUGGUUUACUGUUUGCAUGGUUUGCAGCUAGCUAUGGAUAUUAUGGUAUAACGUUUGGUGUGAAAAGUUUGUCUGGUGAUUUAUAUAUGAAUAUGUUUCUUAUAAACGUUGUCGAGACACCUGUUAUGGUUCUUACGGCAUUUCUAGUGAACUGGUUUGGCAGAAAAAAGGUGUGUUUUACAUUUUACAUUCUGGCUGGUGUGUCCGGUAUUAGUGUCGGUGUAAUACAGCACUUUGCAUUACCAGUAAAUGGAACUCUCACAAAUGUUAUUGCACUUUUGUCAAAGUUGAGCGUUGCAAGUGGUUGGCAAGCUAUGAUAGUAUAUACAACGGAGAUAUAUCCCACUGUUGUAAGGACAAUAGCAUAUGGAGUACAUAGCACAGCUGCUCGUGUUGGUGGAAUGGUCGCACCACAAAUUGUUUUCCUUGACGAUGAUAUACCGGGGAUUUUAUAUUUUCUGAGUGGUGUUUUAAUGAUGAUCUCGGCUGUAGUCAUGAUGUUGUAUAGGGAAACUAAAGAUGCUGUGUUAGAAGAUAUGCUCAAUGUUGAAGUUAAGAUAGAGGACAAUCUGGAGAAAAACAAAGAUGUUCAAUUAAGCUCUUCCACUAAUCUGUGAAAUUGAUAU